Messenger RNA from Sesamum indicum (sesame), 2052 nucleotides. Lineage: Eukaryota; Viridiplantae; Streptophyta; Magnoliopsida; Lamiales; Pedaliaceae. The record is from RefSeq and is a predicted model, not a curated record.
CAACACUUUCUAAACCUCUUUCUCUCUCUCUCUACUUGUUUUGAUUCAUUCAAAUCCCCUCCCUCAACACCUUAAUUUCUCAUUCUCCAUCAACACAUCUCAUCAUACAUACAUACAUGACCACUUCUUUCACUCAUCUUUUCCCACCCACUAACAAAGAAGAACAAGAAGAAGAAGAAGAAACUGCAAUCAUGAAUCAACCUCCAAACUCUAAUAAUGGUUUCAGUAGUUGGGGAAUGAAUUCUCAACUAGUAACCACUACUACCACCAAUCAUCGUCCUCAUCAUCAUAAGAGCAAUAUCGAAAUCCCCAAGUACAAGUCGUUUUCACCUGCUUCUUUGCCCUUAUCCCCUCCUCCUCUUUCUCCUUCUUCUUAUCUUUCAAUUCCUCCUACUUUAAGCCCUUCUAUUCUUCUUGAUUCUCCGGUUCUUUUUUCCUCUUCUAAUGUUCUCCCAUCUCCCACUACUGGAUCCUUUGCUGGGUUGUUGUCGGAGGAAACUAGCAAGUAUUCAGAUUUCUCCUUCCAAUCCCAAACAAGGCCUUCCCACGAAGCAGGAAUUAAUUCAAUGGAUUCAUUCACAAGGAAACAAGAAGAUGGCUCCUUUAAUUCACUCGAUAAGCAGUCUGAAUUUUCAACACUCAAAUCUGGGUCCAAACCAGAACCAGCCCCGCUACAUAGUUUUUCUCAUGAUGUUUCCACAAUUCAAACCAACUUUCAUGCUACUUCUGCUCCACAGCCUACCCAAAUGCAUUAUGCUCAACCAUUACCGUAUGCUAGGGAGCAGAGAAAAUCAGAUGAUGGUUACAAUUGGAGAAAAUACGGACAGAAACAAGUUAAGGGAAGCGAGAAUCCUCGUAGUUAUUACAAGUGCACUUUCCCAAACUGUCCUACGAAGAAGAAAGUCGAAAGGAAUUUGGAUGGACAUAUUACUGAAAUAGUGUAUAAAGGAAGUCACAAUCAUCCAAAGCCCCAAUCAACUCGACGAUCAUCUUCAAAUUCGAUUCAGAACCCCUCCACGUAUAAUAACUUGGGAAUGCCCAACCAAUCAAGCUCAUUGCUCGAAAAUGCUCAUCAGAUGGAUUCUGUGACAACCCCGGAGAACUCAUCAGCUUCUUUUGGUGAUGACGAAUUCGAACAGGGCUCCUCAUUGAGUAACUCAAGAGAUGAUGAUGAGAAUGAACCUGAAGCCAAGAGAUGGAAGGGGGAAAAUGAGAGCUGCGAAGGUAUAUCAGCUUCUGGAAGUAGAACUGUUCGGGAGCCCAGAGUCGUAGUUCAAACAACAAGUGACAUUGACAUUCUUGAUGAUGGUUACAGAUGGAGAAAAUACGGGCAGAAAGUGGUAAAGGGCAAUCCAAAUCCUAGGUACUUUGUUGUGAAGAUGUUACCUUAAUCUAUUCUUGCAUACAAAUGCACAUACAAUGGUUGUCCGGUUAGGAAGCACGUUGAACGAGCAUCACACGAUUUAAGAGCAGUGAUCACCACAUAUGAAGGGAAGCACAAUCAUGAUGUUCCUGCACCACGAGGAAGUGGCAGUUACACCACGAACAGACCUCCACCAAUGAAUGGCAAUAUCGCCCCUACAGCUGUAAGGCCCUCCGCAAUUGGCAGCCAUUCCAAUGGGAUGAAUUUCCCCAACUACGCCAGGCCUCAAACAAUGCAAAACCAAACACCAUAUACCCUUCAGAUGUUGCAGGAGAGAGAGAGUUUUGAAUUCUCAGGUCUCGGAAACUCCGCAGGGGUCUACACUAGUCAGAUGCAAGCCAAGGAAGAACCUAAAGAUGACUCAUUUUUUGACUCUUUCCUAAACUGAAAAGAUUCUUAGGGAGCAAAUCCCUUGAGCUGGCAGUUCUUAGCUAGUGUACUGUUACAGACAUACUUUAUGAUGGUAUUUUGAUUUUGUGUUUUAUAUGUAGAUUUUAGAAAAGGAAUUAGGGGUAUUUUUUCAUUUGUUCUGGGGCUGUUGAAGCUUAGAACAGCAGUCUCAUGUAAGGUUUAGUGCCAGAAGUAAGAAAAGUAGAAUAAAGAAAAUGUGUUAGGCAGCUCAGUAUUCA